AUGAGAUGUGGAUUACUAAAAAAUUUUGGACCAACUUAAAUAUUCCCAAUAGAGAAAUAAUAAAGAGCUUGUUCACUUAAUAAUAUAACAAAUAAUGAUUUAAAAGGAUAAGUUAGUAGGAAAGAUGAGAAAGAUAAGAAUGAUAAGAAAUCAAAAUCUGUAAAUACUUUUGGAGUUGAAUGUAGUUUAGAAUAAUAUUAUAUAAUUAGAGAGAGAGUUUUAUGAUAAAUUAAGAUUGAAAGGAAAGGAGAAGAGAAUGUAAUGAUUAGUGAAUUUACAUGUAGUUAAAAUUAAAAUUUGCAUAAACCUAUUUUUAAGUUAAAAGGUGAUAAUAUUGUAGUGAUGAAAUAAAAAGAUAGAGAGUUAUAUCCUGCAGAUAUUUAAUGGAAUAAUGGUUAAAUAGGUAGGAUAUAGGGAGAGAUUAGUGGUAAGAUUGAUAAGAAUUAUGCAAAGGUAUAUAAUAAUAUAAUAUAAGAUAAGAAGAUAUUUAGAAGGUUCAUCAAGUGUGAUUGAUUAUUCAGAUACAAAAAUGUAUGACAAAUUCAAUUCAUAUUCGAAUAUAGUUAAUUAAGAACGGUUUUCUAAAGAUUGUGAUAUAAUGUUUAGAACAAGUAAUAAUGCUCAACCAGGAAAGUAAUAAUCAAUUGGAGGGAUAAUUAGAAGUAAAUAUGAACCAGAUUGGAUUCAAAGAGGAAAAUACUAAUGA
Molecule: messenger RNA, 706 nt
Organism: Paramecium sonneborni
Lineage: Eukaryota; Ciliophora; Oligohymenophorea; Peniculida; Parameciidae
Source: the annotation of a GenBank genome assembly